AUGGAACCAACUCUUCUUGGCAUCUAUUUAGAUGCUCGACGAAUGAUCCUCGAACUUCUCCUGGUCAGCGAAUAUCCUAUCCAGCCGAAUCAUGCCAAUAGAUCGGAAAACAAUACCACAACUCCAAAUUUCACCAACAUCUCAAGAACAUGUACCCAACUUCGAAACGAAGCCAACGUUAUAUUCUUCCAGAAGAACGAACUCUUCUUUGAUACAUCCACCAGAAAUGAAUUUCUUUUUGUCCCCCCUGAACUGACCUGUUACUUCUGUAUGUAAAUUCCAUUCACGCAUCUGACAUAAAAUCAAGUUGCGCCUGCUAAUCUUUCAAUCAAGCACCGCAAUUCCUUUCCAACUUCAAAGCAAGCCCGACAAAACUGCUCAUGGAGAAAAUUACUGUUUCCUGGCUAGAUGAAUCAGACUGGUUCGGCCAUGAAAAUAGCUUUGGUAGAUUGGAAGUUGCUAGCAAUGUAAUCGAAGCACUGAAAAGCACCAAUAAAGUGCGCAAGCUUGAGUUUCUCAUUCGCGUGCCACCGCACCUUCACCUUUGCGACGGGCACUACAAAAUCUUUCUCGAACAGGAAAAUUUGCCUCUAGUCCUGCGUGAGUCUAAGAGUACUGAUGAUUCAACCACAGCUUCAGACUCUGAGUGGCUUGGUCAUCCAUUAAUGCAUCGUCGGAAAUACCAGAAUCUUCACUAUGCCAAAACCCAAAAACACAACACGGACAAGGGGGAUUGGGAUCGUAUCUUCGCUGCUCUGGAAACCAUCAGAGAUCUCGACGUGGGAGCGACGGCAAAAUUUGAGGAGGUGAGCGAUAUGAUGAGCAAAGAAUACUGCUAUACUAUCCACAAAGAUAUCGAUUUUAUAUUGCCCAGGUUCGGUUCUCAAGUCUGAAUGCGAUUGGUUCGCGAUUCAGUGCAUUCGAGAGUCUAUCAUGAGACUGGAUCGUGGAGAUAACGUGAAGCAGCAGAAAGAGCUCUUGAAGUCUAUAGGGCAUGCUGCUGGUCCGGUCGAGUUAAAGUACUAG
Messenger RNA from Hymenoscyphus albidus, 1026 nucleotides. Lineage: Eukaryota; Fungi; Ascomycota; Leotiomycetes; Helotiales; Helotiaceae. The record is from the annotation of a GenBank genome assembly.